AUGUUUGAUCGCAAUGGGGACGGCCAGAUCACCAAGCAGGAGUUGAAUGACUCUUUGGAGAACUUGGGCAUCUUUAUCCCGGAUAAGGAGCUCUUCAACAUGAUCCAAAAGAUUGACGUAGACGGGGACGGGUGCGUCGACAUUGAUGAGUUUGGAGAGUUGUACCAGUCUAUCAUGGAUGAGCGUGAUGAGGAUGAAGACAUGAAGGAGGCGUUUAAUGUGUUUGAUCAAAAUGGAGACGGGUUCAUCACCGUUGAUGAGUUGAGGUCGGUUUUGUCCUCGCUCGGGCUUAAGCAGGGGAGGACUAUAGAGGACUGCAAGAGGAUGAUCAUGAAGGUGGAUGUGGAUGGAGAUGGAAGGGUCAACUACAAGGAGUUCAAGCAAAUGAUGAAGGGAGGUGGGUUUAGCGCAUUGAGUUAA
Molecule: messenger RNA, 420 nt
Organism: Prunus armeniaca (apricot)
Lineage: Eukaryota; Viridiplantae; Streptophyta; Magnoliopsida; Rosales; Rosaceae
Source: the annotation of a GenBank genome assembly